AUGGUCUCGCGUGAAGGUUCCCCCUUGUCCUCCGUCGGCACCGCCGAGGAAUCAGAUCACGAGUCCAUCAAGCAUGAAAGCCGCGCCCAGUCCCCAUCAGCUUCCAACCUGCCUCCCUCAAAGCGCCGUCGCACAGGUUGCAUGAUGAGACUAUCCCCCCCUCCCUCACCAACCGCCUCCAUAUCCUCCGAUACCGACGGCGAUGUUCCCAACUCCCCUAGCAUGGUCGGUGCGCUGGGCAAUAGCCAAGAUGACGACUACACCGGCCAAAGCACAGAUCAAGUCACAGUAUGUCGGUGGGACGGCUGUCCCGCCGGCGACCUGAAGAAUAUGGAUGGGUUGGUGCAGCAUCUGCACUUUGAGCACAUCGGGAGCCGACAGAAGCGGUACUCGUGCGAGUGGUCAGACUGUAGCCGCAAAGGACAAACGCAUGCCAGCGCAUAUGCACUCCGCGCUCACAUGAGGAGCCAUACUCGAGAGAAGCCAUUCUACUGUACCCUGCCCGAAUGUGAUCGCAACUUCACUCGCUCCGACGCCCUAACAAAACACAUGCGCUCCGUCCACGAAGCCGAUACCGUCCGACCCUCGGACCCCAAAUCCACCUCCGGCGGCACCGCCAGCGUAGCCGGAACCCCAGUGUCAAAACUCCAACGCAUCCGCCUGAAGCUCUCACAACCGAAAGGUGAACCAGGCAAUGGUGAUUCAGAUCACCCUCCUGCACCCACCAUAUCCGCCACGGUAGGAUCAGAAGUCGACCCGGACGACGCCACAAUGCCGGAAUUCGGACCGGACCUCGACUUCAGCGACCACGAACUCGCCAUGCACCCACACGAUCUAUACCGCGUCCUGCGGCGACAAAUUCACUGGGCGGAGAAGGAAUCCGCUCAAAUGCGCGCUGAGUGGGAUGAGUUACGCCCGCAGCGUGAACACGCCUGGCUUGAGAAGGAAGCUAUCUUCGAAGACCUUAUUCAUGGCGAGUUACGGCUCUUCAGUGCCUUCGUCGGUGGCCCCGGGUCAUCAUCGUCCACGUCUAAUGGAACUGCGCCAGCUCCUGGUAGUUUGGCCUCUAGUUUGGAGAAAUUGCAGCAUCAGCAGCAGGAAUUUAAGCAUCAGCAAGAUCAAUUGCAGGCGAAGGCUAGUGAUGCGGCUGAAGUCGAGACGGCUGAGGCUUCUGAGGCUGUUGCCGCUGCUUGA
Molecule: messenger RNA, 1194 nt
Organism: Penicillium cosmopolitanum
Lineage: Eukaryota; Fungi; Ascomycota; Eurotiomycetes; Eurotiales; Aspergillaceae
Product: C2H2-type zinc finger protein
Exons: 3
Coding region: 1-1194 (397 amino acids)
Biological process (GO): regulation of transcription by RNA polymerase II
Cellular component (GO): nucleus
Molecular function (GO): DNA-binding transcription factor activity, RNA polymerase II-specific; RNA polymerase II cis-regulatory region sequence-specific DNA binding
Source: RefSeq, a predicted model, not a curated record